Molecule: messenger RNA, 612 nt
Organism: Dendrobium catenatum
Lineage: Eukaryota; Viridiplantae; Streptophyta; Magnoliopsida; Asparagales; Orchidaceae
Exons: 2
Coding region: 232-564 (110 amino acids)
Source: RefSeq, a predicted model, not a curated record
UUGAAGCCGAAGGUUUUAGGGGAAGGCAGAGUAGCGACUUGGUCUCUCUCUCAGCUCGAAUCACGCCGGAAACGAUGGUGUGGCUGCUGCGACGAAUCGAAGGUGGGUGGGGCCUAGGGUUUGGGUUUCUCUCAAACUCUCUCAGUCCUCAUCGAAGGUCUCGAAGCCGCAACGACGGAUUCAAGCGGGGUCCCGCUGGGGCAGGGCCCCCCUCCGAAAGAAAAUCUAUACAUGCACUUGCUUCGGGUGUUUUGGUUUUGGGCCGUUCGAUAUUCCCUUGCCCUAAUACUUAAGCUGUUCGGCCUCAGAAGCUCUUGCAUGGAGCAGGAAGAUCGUCUUGUCGCCUCUGUGUUCGGCUUCAGAAGCUCUCGCACGGCGCACGAAGCUCGUCUUUGUGUUCAGCCUCAAAAACUCUGGCUCGGCACAAGAAGCCCUUGCUCGUCUCUUCGCCUCUGCGCAAGAAGUGGUGGUGAUACGAGAAAGGGCGAUGGGACUUGUGAAGGGCAGCUUCUCAUUCAGAAAAGGAGACUGCUGUGGGGAUCAAUAUUGAAUGGGGAUUAUUGAUGGCCAGUGUAUCAGAAGACAGUGGUGAACUCCAUUACAGGUUUAUUG